AUGGCGCACCAUCAUCCAGCGGUGCUGCUGCUGCUACUACUUGCGAAGGUAACGCUGCUGCUUCCCGCCGCUUCUCUCGCUUGGGGAGUGCUGAGCAGCCCCGACGCAUUACCCACGAGCACGGCGAGUAGUCUGGGCUUCCUUCUGCCCUGCAACAAGUCCGAAUCCCAGGAGAAUGUGACCGACGACCGGCCCGAGUUGGCAAUCGCUUUCCUCGGCACCUUCAACAACAGCCGCAUGCUCGGAAAAAUGGUAUCUGGUGCGGUGCCCCUGGCCGUAUCCCACAUCAAUAGAGACGACAGCUUGCUUCCGGGGUAUCGCGUGACCUUUCGACCGGAAAAUGUGGGCCAAGUGGGCACAUCAUCGGCCAUCCGCAAGAUGACGGCCCUGUGGCAGAGCGGCGUCGUGGCCUUCAUUGGACCGGACGAGAACUGCUAUGCCGAGGCACUAGUCGCUGACGCCUGGAACCUGCCCAUGAUCACAUACCGCUGCUCCGAUUUGCGAGUGUCCGGCCGGUCGUUCGGAACGUUCGCCCGAACUCUGCCACCUCUGUCCAAGGUCUCCAAGUCGGUCAUAUCUUUGCUACGUCACUAUCGCUGGGAUCAGGUGGUGUUGGUGGUCUCCGACCGUGGUGACAACAGGCUCAUUGCGGACGUCUUGAGUGCGCAAGCGCGCGACCAUAACGUCACGGUGCAGCACACGUACUACGUGCCGAACGACUACAGAGACGACGCCAAUGGAACGAUACGACGCAUUAUCCGCGAUUCCCACACCGCCACAAGAGUGUACGUGCUUUUAGCGGAGACUGGUGUCCUCGUGGAUUUUGUGCGCCUCAUGCAUCAGGUGGGACUGCUGGAGGGCGGAGAAUACGUGAUCGUCUCUGUUGAGGAGGAGGAUACGUACGACCGGAGAAACAAGUACCAGUACAUGAAAAAAGGCUGGGAGGACUCUUCCAUCGUGCGGCCGUUCCCUUUCCGAGCUGUGCUUCUGCUGUCGCCGCGCGUGCCCUCUGACGAGCACUAUGGCCGUUUCUCGGAGGCAGUGCUGAGCUACGCCGGCACCCAACCACUUUGCAUACCAAUGCACACCGAGCUCAAAUUUAAGGUCCCGAUAUACGCCGGCCUGACAUACGACGCCGUUAUGCUGUGGGCCAGGGCCGCAACGCAGGUGCUACGCGAGAACGGAUCGCUCACCAACGGCACUGCGAUUGGGCUGAAGAUACGAGGCAGCCUAUAUCGAAGUGCUCUCGGCUUCGACAUCCGCGUCGACGAAAACGGCGACGCUGAAGGCAACUACACGGUGCUCGGUUUCUCAGUGCCGGAGGAUGACCACCUCACUCCCGUGGGAAGGUUCACUCUCGCUGAGAAUGCCAGCUCUCUGCCCGUGUUUCGGCUUGACAAGGACAUUGCGUGGUUAGGCGGUGCCCCACCUGUCGGAGAGCCCAAGUGUGGCUUUAAAAACGACAAGUGCACGUCGAAGCAAGACUGGCGAGUCCUUGUAAUCUGCAUCACCUGCGCCUGUGUCGUUCUCGUGUUGGGUGUCUUCGCCUUCAGGCACUACCAUUACGAGUACAAGUUGGCCCGCCUCUUGUGGAAAGUGGACAUGGACGAAGUGGUCGUGCUGCGCACCAACUCCGAGCUUAGCUUCCAGAACACAAACCGUGGCAUGCUGGAGACCACACGCCUUGGUUUUGCGUUCCCGGACGAGCAGCAUUUGCUCAAACUGCGGAGGAGGCUGCAGAGUGCCGCUCCCUGGGUUUGGUCAGCGAACACAGUUCCGGAUACCGAGACUCCAACGGUGGCCGCAGGGCGCGGCCGCGUCGGUUUCUACAAGGGGAACGUUGUUCACAUCAAGCACGUCUACAAGAAAAGCGUCGACCUAACACGCAGCAUACGCAAGGAACUCAUACAGGUGCGAGAGAUGAGGCAUGAGAACAUCACUCCCUUCAUUGGCGCUUGCGUUGACCCACCAAACAUCUGCAUAUUGACUCUCUUCUGUGCCAGGGGAAGCCUCGAGGAUGUGCUGAAGAACGACGAUCUCGACCUCGACAGUAUGUUCAUCUCAUCUCUGGUGGCGGACCUUAUCAAGGGCAUGAUCUACAUCCACGACAGCGAGGUGUUGUCUCACGGCAACCUGCGUUCAUCCAACUGCCUGGUGGACUCGCGCUGGGUGCUCCAAAUCUCCGACUUCGGGCUGCACGAAUUCCGCGCCGCUCAAACAUGCGCUCCACAGGCGGUCACCGAGAACGCUUAUCGAGGCCUCCUGUGGCGUGCUCCUGAGCUUCUGCGGUCACCUAGUCCACCGGCACGCGGAACGCAGAAGGGUGACGUCUACUCCUUCGGCAUCGUUCUCUACGAGAUCAUCGGCCGCCAAGGACCCUGGGGCAACAAGGCCCCAUCGACAAAUG
Molecule: messenger RNA, 2407 nt
Organism: Rhipicephalus microplus (southern cattle tick)
Lineage: Eukaryota; Metazoa; Arthropoda; Arachnida; Ixodida; Ixodidae
Product: guanylate cyclase 32E-like
Biological process (GO): receptor guanylyl cyclase signaling pathway; intracellular signal transduction; protein phosphorylation
Cellular component (GO): plasma membrane
Molecular function (GO): adenylate cyclase activity; ATP binding; peptide receptor activity
Source: RefSeq, a predicted model, not a curated record